AUGAGUCCUCGUCAUGUUAUGGCUUGCACCCUCAUAUUCACAGCCUGCGACCUUACUGUGUCCUCCCUGCUGUACAUCUGUAGCUGUAAAAAGGCAAGUAUUACCCAAGACAUAGCACACUUUAACAUAUUUCAUUCUCUGCUGGAUGUCUGGGGAACCUCUUUCUUGAGAGCCUCCAUAUGUCUUGGAGCAUUAUUAGGAGUAGCAUGGAAUCGGGUGAACGGUCCUCAGAGGCUGCAGGCGUCCCUAAUGCCUAUGACCUUGGUGUGCUAUCUCAUUGCCUCCUAUGCCAUGAUUAAGCUGUUGCUGUUCUCUGAGGAAGAGAAGCCUGUUCAAGAUCCUUGGUUCUGGAGCCUUCUGGUGUGGACAUGGGUAUCGUCGGCUGUCACGCUCUUAACAUGGAGACAAAUGGGUGAGAUGACCCUUUGCAGACAGGAGGGAAGAUCCUAUUCUGAAGUGUUUGAGGAUCAGGAGGGCAGACAAAAAACGGAUACAGAAAGUCAGAUAUCAGGAGCAACCGUAGGAAGAUUAUUAUCUUAUUCGAAACAGGAUUCUGGGUAUUUGUUGAUUGCAUUUCUCUUCUUGCUUUUAUGCACAUUAGGAGAAAUUUUCAGCCCAUAUUACACAGGACUGGUCAUAGAUGGUAUUGUCGUACACAGAAGUUUAAAGCAGUUUUCCAACGCGGUUGUAAUACUAGCCGUCCUGGCUGUGGGAAGCUCAUUUUCUGCAGGGGUGCGAGGUGGCCUUUUUACUUUUACAUUUGCAAGGCUAAAUAUCCGAAUUCGCAAUCUACUCUUUCGCUCCCUAGUGUCGCAGGAGAUUGCCUUCUUUGAUGAGAAUCACACAGGUGACAUCCUUUCUCGACUAACUUCUGAUACAACAAUUGUGAGUGAUAUGGUUUCUGAAAAUGUUAAUAUCUUCCUGCGCAGCGUUGUCAAAGCUAUGGGAGUUAUAGUCUUCAUGUUCAGCCUGUCCUGGCAGCUUUCAGUGCUGACCUUCUUGGGAUUUCCCAUCAUCAUGUUGGUUUCCAGGGUGUACGGCAGAUAUUACAAGAAACUUUCCAAAGAAGUUCAGACCGCUUUAGCAAAGGCCAACAGCACUGCAGAAGAGACCAUUUCUGCCAUCAAAACUGUCCGCAGUUUUGCCAAUGAAGAGACAGAGGCUAAUGUGUAUAGUGAAAAACUGCAGCAAGUUUACGCUCUGUACAAAAAGGAAGCUGUCGCUCAUACUUACUAUGUGUGGUCUACUGGGUUUACCCAGUUAGUUUUACAGAUUAGUAUUCUGUACUAUGGUGGACACCUUGUGAUAUCCGGACAGACGACAAGCGGUAAUCUGAUAUCCUUUGUAAUUUAUGAAUUUCUACUGGGUGACUGUAUGGAGUCUAUUGGAUCAGUAUAUGGAGGGCUAAUGCAAGGUGCUGGUGCUGCAGAAAAAGUAUUUGAGUUCAUAGAUCGCAAACCAACAAUGGUUAACCAUGGAACCUAUGCUCCCGAACAUAUGGAAGAGAAGGUAGAAUUCCGAAAUGUUACUUUCUCAUAUCCUACCCGUCCAGCAGCACAAGUACUAAAGAAUCUGUCCUUCACACUGCAUCCUGGUAAAGUGACUGCAUUGGUGGGUCCAUCUGGUAGCGGGAAAAGCUCUUGUGUGAACCUCCUGGAAAACUUUUACCCUGCGCAGGAAGGAGAAGUCGUUCUUGAUGAUAAGGAAAUUAAAAUGUAUGACCACAAAUACCUGCAUGCAAGGGUUUCAAUGGUUAGCCAGGAACCUGUGCUAUUUGCCCGUUCCAUUCACCAUAAUAUUUCUUAUGGUCUAAGUUCUGUCCCUCUGGAAGUAAUUACAAGUGCUGCCAAGAGAGCCAAUGCCCAUAAUUUUAUCAUGGAGCUUCAGGAUGGGUAUGACACAGAAACUGGAGAGAAGGGAGCACAGCUCUCAGGGGGUCAGAAGCAGAGAGUUGCUAUUGCUAGGUCUUUAAUCCGGAACCCUAGGGUGCUUAUUUUGGAUGAAGCUACCAGUGCACUAGAUUCAGAGAGUGAGCAUGCGAUCCAGCAAGCGAUGAACAGCCAUCUCCAGGAGCGCACAGUGUUAAUAAUAGCACACAGGCUGAGCACUGUGGAGAAAGCACACAACAUCAUUGUUUUAGACGGAGGCAGAGUGGUGCAGCAAGGGACUCACAAAGAGCUGAUGGAAGAAGGCGGACUGUAUUCCCAGCUUGUCCAGCGUCAAGUUUCUGGUUUUGGAGCAGAAGAGAAAGAUCAUACCAGUUCACUGCAUGUUCCCCCAAAAGAGUCAGAAAUAUCUGAACCAGCCAGUGUACUGGCAUAGGGAAACAGACUGUAUUUUUGGACCGUAUUCAAUCUGCAUUUUUAGCGGCAUUCAUUACUAUGAAGCUGCGAAAAAUGCAGACGGCACACACGUCAUCCGUGUGCUGUCUGCAUCCGUGUGGCCAUGCUGCAAAUUAUAUUCCUAUAUUCCUGUCCGUUUUGCG
Molecule: messenger RNA, 2485 nt
Organism: Bufo gargarizans (Asiatic toad)
Lineage: Eukaryota; Metazoa; Chordata; Amphibia; Anura; Bufonidae
Gene: ABCB9
Product: ATP binding cassette subfamily B member 9
Exons: 11
Coding region: 1-2322 (773 amino acids)
Biological process (GO): peptide transport; transmembrane transport
Cellular component (GO): lysosomal membrane
Molecular function (GO): ABC-type oligopeptide transporter activity; ATP binding; ATP hydrolysis activity
Source: RefSeq, a predicted model, not a curated record